This is a messenger RNA of Tachysurus vachellii, 883 nucleotides long. RefSeq names its product C1q-related factor-like. Gene Ontology annotation, molecular function: protein binding. Lineage: Eukaryota; Metazoa; Chordata; Actinopteri; Siluriformes; Bagridae. The transcript is spliced from 2 exons. Bases 42 to 830 code for a protein of 262 amino acids. The record is from RefSeq and is a predicted model, not a curated record.
CACUGGCUGCCCGGAAGAUUCUGCUGGGCGCCACAGCCAUCAUGCUUCUCAUCAUUUUGGUCGUACUCAUUCCUGUCUUGGUGAACUCAGUAGGUGGCAACGAGGACAGUAGCCACUACAAGAUGUUGGGCACCUGCCGCAUGGUUUGCGAUCCUUACCCGGAUAAGGCUGGUACUGUUGAAACGGGAAUCAGCUUGCCGACAGACGGCGACGCAGCCGUAACGCACAUCCAAGCAGAGGCGGAGCCGCUAAGUGACCACAGUGUGAGCCCACCUUUGCCAACAUACAUCCACGGCAGGCCGGGAAAACCUGGAAAACCGGGACCUCCUGGACCACCAGGACCACCCGGAGAGCCCGGUCCUCCAGGUCCGAUGGGUCCACCAGGGGAAAAAAGAAUCACAUCAGUAGCUGGCAUUGGCAGCUUUAAUACAGGUUCACGUGUGGCAUUCUAUGCUGGUCUGAGGAACCCACAAGAGGGCUAUGAAAUCCUGAGGUUUGAUGAUGUGGUCACCAACAUCGGCAACAAUUACGACGGUGCGACAGGGAAGUUUGUGUGCAAGGUGCCCGGUACAUACUUUUUUACCUACAAUGUUCUGAUGAGGGGCGGCGAUGGGACCAGCAUGUGGGCAGAUCUUGUGAAAAAUGGACAGGUGAGGGCAAGUGCUAUAGCCCAGGACCAGGAUCAGAGCUAUGAUUACGCCUCGAACACAGUGAUCCUGCACCUGGACCCAGGAGACGAGAUCUUCAUCAAGCUGGAUGGCGGCAAAGCUCACGGUGGAAACAGCAACAAAUACAGCACCUUUGCAGGCUUCAUCCUUUACUCUGAUUAGCAGAGAUGAUGUUAAGGUUUGUGAUUUCUUAAAGGUGGGGUUCAGUGUCUUGA